Schistocerca americana (American grasshopper) is the source of this 3289-nucleotide messenger RNA. RefSeq names its product inverted formin-2-like. The transcript has 15 exons. Gene Ontology annotation, molecular function: actin binding; small GTPase binding. The record is from RefSeq and is a predicted model, not a curated record. Gene Ontology annotation, biological process: actin cytoskeleton organization. NCBI's taxonomy places the organism in Eukaryota, Metazoa, Arthropoda, Insecta, Orthoptera, Acrididae. The coding region runs from base 133 to 2991 and encodes 952 amino acids.
GUAGCACUCAGCGCUCUUCUAUUCGGUUUCCUCUUCGCUGCUAUGGCUUCGUCCUUUCUAUCGUUGGUUUGGUUCGUCUGUCAUCUAGAAGUCGUGUACAACAACUGUUUUUGACACAGAGGUCCUCGCGGGAUGAGCUCGCAGGAGCUGUGGACGCACGCGGUGGAGAAGAGCACUCGCGGCCGCGGUGGGGGCGGCUGCGGGGGCGGCGCGCGCGGCCUGCGGAGGGCGAGCAGCAGCCAGCAGCUGCUGGCCGACCUGCGCCGCGGCGCAGACCUCUCGCGCUGGGAGCCCGAGCUCUGCAUCCAGAUGCUCAGCAUCCCCGCCUCGCAGAACUACUCCGCCAUCUGCAAGCUGCUCCAGAAGGCGCCUCAACAGUGGCUGCUGGAAUUCCUGGACCGCGACGGGCUGGGGCUGCUGCUGCACAGCCUGGAGCUGCAGUGCGGCCAGCGCUCGCUGUCCGUCAGCGACGCGCUCACGCAGGCACAGUGCGUGCAGUGCAUCCGCGCCGCCAUCAGCUCCGACACCGGACUGCAGUACAUCAUCGACCGCCGCGACUACGUGCGCCAGCUCGCCGCCGCACUGGAGUCUCAGAAUAUCACAGUCAAGAUGCAAGUUUAUGAACUUCUCUGUGCUGUAUGCAUGUAUUCUUCAAAAGGACAUGCAAUGGCUCUUGAUGCUCUACAGCAUUUAAAGGUUACACGUGGACAACGCUACAGAUUUGAUAUAAUAAUGAAUGAACUUCGUAACACAGAAAAUGUCGCAUAUCAGACCAGACUUCUGUCAUUUAUCAACUGCCUCACUCUGUGCUGCAAUAACUUGCAGAAACGUGUACGAGUCAGAAAUGAAUUCCUUGGUCUUGGUCUUGGACCCAUACUGAGUUCACUACGUGCAAUUGAUGAUAAAGAGUUGCAGAUCCAAGUUUCAGCUUUCACUAACCACCAACACAAAGAUGAGUUGGAAUUAGAAUCAACAGAACAGCUUACUCAUCACCAAUUGUUUGAAACUAUAUUCAAAAAGAUAGCAGACAGACCACAGGCUGUCUGGUUCUACUCCAUGCUACAAAACCUUGCACAGCUAGAUCCGACAAACCCAAAUGCGGACAAUGUGUGGGAAGCUCUUGAGGCACUUUCGUCUGAAGCUAUAACACCUGGAUUUUCUUUCUAUAAAAAACCAGUACACAGCAACAGUGUUAUGGCUCAACAAAAUUAUAAAAGACGUGUUCGGAGGUGCUGGAGUAUUAACGUGCCAAGAUCAGAAGAUAUCCGUGAGACAUGCACAGUGGCUACUCAGACUGAGUUGAACAAUGUUAGAGAAGCAGUACAACUCAGUGAUCAGGCCACACAGCAGCAACUGUCAUCAACAGAACCAGCAGGAUCAGUAUCAGCACCUCCGCCUCCUCCUCCACCACCACCUCCACCACCACCACCACCACCACCACCACCACCACCAAUGCCAUCUCUUGCUCUCAAUCCAGUGAUUCCAUCAGUCUCAGGUCUUCCACCACCAUCACCAUUUGCAGAAUCUAAUUCUGAAAAAGAAGUUCCUCCACCUCCUCCAAUUCCCAAUAACAACUUUGAAACCCCAGUGUCACGUCGGGUCACAUCUGGCUACCUCACUUGUCCAACAAGACAUUCACUCCCAGCAGAUUUAACAGAUUCUGCAAGUGUUUGGACACCAGUAAAAGACAAGUGUAACACGCUACCUUUGCCCAGGCGGAAGAUGAGAACCCUAAACUGGACAAAACUCCCAAGCUCUGUCAUAGGUGAAUCAGUAUGGACAGAAAUGCAGAGCAAAGCAACGAAUCUUACAGUUGAUUUCAAGCAAAUGGAAGAGUUGUUCUGUCAGAAAACAGCCAAUGUGAAACGUCCAAAGUCUUCUCCAGGAACACUUCCAUCACCAAUAAAUCCCAAGAUCACUUUAUUGGAAACCAAGAGAGAUUUGGCAGUAAACAUUUAUCUAAAACAGUUCAAAUCAGGAGGAAAAGCAGUCAUAGAAGCUAUAAAGAACCUCAAAGGAGAUGAUAUAGGCACUGAGAAGCUAAGAGCUCUCUUGCCACUACUUCCCACAGAAAAAGAGUUGACUUCAGUCAGAUCCUAUUCUGGAGAUUUGGACCGUUUAGGAGAAGCAGAGAAAUUUUAUCUACAGCUAUCAGAAGUACCUUCAUUUGCCCUUAGGGUUAGGGCAAUGUUGCUUAAAGAAGAGUUUCCUUCAAGAACAUGUGAACUGAAAGAACAACUAGAGGCUGUUGCAGAUGCAUGCAAUAAACUGAUGACUAAUGAACAUUUGAAACAAUUUCUAGCAUUAGUACUUCAACUUGGAAAUUACAUAAAUGCUGGAAGCUAUGCAGGCAAUGCAGCAGGUUUUACACUCAGCACACUACCAAAGCUCUUAGAAAUAAAAGCAAACAAACCAAGACUGACAUUCUUGCACUAUGUGGUAGAAGUUGCAGAAGCUAACAAUAAGGAAAUAUUACAAUUCACAGAAGAGAUGAGCAACAUGAAAGAAAUAGCAAGGAUAUCAUUGGAGUUGCUUCAGGAAGAAGUGAUGAAAGUUACCAGUGAUGUCAAACAUGUUGAAUCGCAGCUGAAGAAAGAUAAAAGUGGAAUCCGGUCAGAAUUCAAAGAUUUCUUGAAAUCGGCUUUGAAAUGUAGUAAUGAACUUCAGCAGGCUAUGGAAAAGGUGAAAGGUUGUUCCAAUGCUUUAGCUAAGCAUUUCUGUGAAGAUCCAAAGAAAUUUCAGCCUGAAGAAUGUUUCAGUUUGUUUGCUGAUUUUUUUAAUAUAAUUGAGAGAGCUCGACUGGAAAAUGAAGAGAAAAGGAAAGAAGAAGAAAGGCGAAUUCAAGAGGAGAAGGAGCAAAACAAAACAAGUGGAAGCAGAGGUAGAGGCAGAGCAAGAAGGUUUUCACCAGAUAGACAAUAUGCUGCCGUUGAACGGAUUCUGAGGGACAUUUGCAGUGGAAAUUUCAAAUUACGCCGAAGUGAAGCUUAAUUCUAAGUGUUAUAAUUAUUUUGUUGCGUAAUAUCUACUUAAAAGUGCCACUGUGAAGUGGGUAUUUGCUCAGGAUCAUUGUGAAAGAUGCUGUGAAAAUGAAUCUCAGUUAUAUAUAAGUUAAAUGUAUUUACCUUUAAACCUAAGACAAAAUGCAUUUAAUGUGAUGGCUAAGUAGCCCUCUACUGACAGUGAUGUUUAACCAAUAAUUCCUAUUUAUUUUGUACAUUUUCUUCUUUAUGAGCUGUAAAUAACUUUUAUAUAUAAUAUUUUUUUUAUAAUUAAAUGUUUUGGAUAG